UCCCCGACGCGCAGCGCGCAGAGGCAAGACGCGCUCGGCUAGACUAGAGUCUCUCAGGAGGACCUUCGGAUCCCGCAGGACCGGACGGACCGCCGCUCUUCCCGGAGCAGCUGCUGGAUUUGCCCGAAGCUCUCGGAUCGUCUCGGGAGCCUUUUCCCGGAGCCUUUCGCCGGAGCCUCGGACCGUCGGCCACAGGCCGGGCAGCCGGAGGGCGGACUUUCCACGCCGCGGCCCCCUUUCCCCCCCACCCCCCCUCGCACUCAGCCGUCCCAGAGAUGGUGGGGCACCUACAUCUACAAGCUAUGGAUGAGAGUCUGAAAGGAAAGAACCGGGAGGGGCUGCUCGACAGUCCGGACUCCGGGUUGCCCCCCAGCCCCAGCCCGCCCUUCUACUCGCUGUCCCCAGCUCUGCUGGAGUCCCGGGCGGCCAGCUGCGCCCCCCCACCGGAGCACCACGGGCCCUGCAGGAAGGAGGGCAGAGAAGGCAAGCUGCUGCCCUACCUGCUCCUGAACUCCCCGGGGACAGAGUCCAAGGCACGCAUGUUCCCCGUCAUCUUUGGGGAGAGCAUCGAAGUGAACCCACGGCCAGGACAGGAGAUCAGGUGCAACUCGGAGGUGAGGUAUGACUCGGACCGGCACUACCGCGACCAGGUGUACUGCGUGCCAGUUCCCACGGUUACGAGCUACAGUGAGACGGUGGUGGCGGUGCGCGACUGCACGUGGCGCAGCUACAAGUCUCAGGUGUGGCUGGAGCCGCGGCAGCGCCCGCUGCACUAUUGCAGCGCCACCAUCGUGUUCCCGAAGCACGCCAAGAGCUCGUACCGCACCACGCUGCGCUGCGGCAGCAUGAGCCCCAGCCGCCGCUUCAUCUCCAGCGUCCAGCUGCAGUCCAGCGAGGACGCCGGACCCUGCAUCAUCUACACCGAGGACCUUUAAAGCCGGCGGGCUGGCGGGCGGCCUGGGAAGUGCGGGCAGGAGACAAGGACUGCUGGAAUUCCGCCUCUGUCCAAACGCGUGGGAAAAUGGGAACUUCUGUCGCGCACGUGCUCAGUUGGGCGCGUGUGCCAGUCUGUGCGUCCGUGUUUACAGCCUACCCAGUACUCAUAGUGCACAAGCGUGUUCUGAUCUCAUCCAUCUGUCCGCUCGCCAACUUCUGUAUUCCGUCCUUCUGAGUCGCAGCUUCGGAUUAGAUGCCGUAGGGAAGAGAAUUGUGCCUCUUGUGUUCAGCGGCUGCUAUUGUAGCCCUGUUCUUCGCUACACUUGCCGCAGCUGGCAGGGGGGAGCUGCUCACUUCAUGGCGGGUUGGGGAAGGCAGCAUCUCGUGUCAAGUUGGAUCCCGUUUCCUCAAUUCGGUGUCAGGAACUCGAAGGUCAGGUGACAGUUCUGAGUCGAUGUGUAUCCGUGUGAUGCGAGUUCUACAAGGGCGCGGAGGACCAGGGUUGGGGAUACGCGUACUGGUUGUUCCGGGCGGCAGCGCCGUCACUCUCGUUCCAGUCGAGACGGAUCCGCUGGGAAGCUUCAUCCAUGUCGACAAAUAAGUUCAGAUGUGUGGUCGUCUGAGUCGGACGGCAGCUCUCUGCUCGCUCAAUGCUUCGUGGCCUCCACCCCCCCACAUUGUAGCGCUGUGGAUUUCCGAGGAUUACGGCAGAACCCAGAGCUGCACGCUCCUCACUGCAGCCGUAACGGAGGUAACCGUCCAUUUUUGCCCAUAAACCCUGCGGCACCAAGCACUCAGCGAUCAAAUGUUAGCAACUGUUAGCGUGUGCGCUAGCGUGAUAGCUGGCACGUUCCAGAACUUGCUGCUGCCUUGAGGGAGCAGGUCAGCCGAGGUACGGUUGACACGCAUGCAGAGCUAUGUAGAAGCUGGAUUGCUCUCGCUCUCAAAAUGUGCUUUUUAUUACCCCGCGCCGGAUACACAACGCCGGUGGGGAGGAGGCUGAGCACACUUGCAAUAACAAGCACUUUGAAAGGUUGGACCAAAGUCUUCGUAUCGCCAGGAAGUCCCGUCUCGGCGGUUCGCAGCAACUGGGAAGUUUCUGCCAAAGCUGCCGUGUUGGCCGAUCCAUCGGCUCUGUCCGUAACGUGGACCGGGACGUUUUUUGUGUCCUCCGUUUGUCAAGAAUAUUGCUGCAGCGCUUCCGGGAGGUGGCGGGCAAAUUUCGUAGGGAGCGGUUCCGGGAGACGGGCAAGUGGUCAGACCUCUGUUUACACGAGCCGGGACUGAAUUCGCAGAGAAUGUGGACCGAAUCCAGACCAGGCAGGAGGACAGGAAGUGGUCGGAGGAAACGCGCAGUAAAAAUGAGGUAGCGCCACUCGCCGCGGCUGCCAAUCGGUGCCGGUACCGCUUUACGCAACAGGAAUCUCCAGCCGCUUUCGUAAGAACGCUCACCGAGAAGCGACGAGGGCUGCAGCGGAACGAUCCUCGCGAGCUCCGAUACCAGUGGACGGAAUAUUGCGAGCGACAAAAAGAGACAACAUUUCCGCUUCGACCGUUUCGUAUUCUUCCUUCGUGCCUGUUGUUCAGAGCUCUUUUUCUUUCACGUCGGCGUGCUUCCGCUCUCACGUAACGCAACAUGACCUGCCAGUUAUUUCUAUUCUAGGAAAACAGUAACCCAUGAAACGGUGUGAGCGGGCGAGUGAGAGAGAGACAUUUCUACCUCGGGAAAUAAAAGGUUCAUGUGCGCAAGAGAAAUAGUUGAGCGAUGAUGUUUCCAGGAAGCCUUGUGCAGAGAGCAUGCUGGGAAGUGGAAGGAGAGAAUCUUAUCUGGUAUGUUGACCAAACUGGAGAGAAAGGAGUUCUGAGCGAUCAGACAAAGUUAACGCCUUUGGGCAAACUGGCGUUCGGAAACAGAAGUCCGACGUUCCUGCAUUUUCACGUCUGUCUCCGUCGCCUUUGUGUGGGAAGGAAUCUGGGGGAAGAAGAACGUUCUCAGACACAUGGGGGGGGGGGGGGACAGCCGUGGAAAGGCCGUAAUGGCUAAAGCAGGAUCGCGGCAGUACGGCAGGCCAGACCUCCGUCCUCCUCUCUUCCGUGUGUCGGAGCAGAUGUUCGUUCGGAAAGCGGGGAGGGAAAGGGCUUCUGGGCCUGGCAGGCGUGUGUGUGGCGUGCUGCGGUGGGCCGUGGGGGCGUGUCCGCUCUGCGGAAGGACACGUGUUCCCAGGUCUCCGUUCAAGGCCCAUAUCAGCCAAGAGCCGGGCCUGCGGUGCGGUGCGUCUGCUGUCUGUGCUCCGCGACCCAUCCUUCCCCACGCGGACCUGUACAGUCCAGGCCUCCGUCCAAGCAAAGUAAACAUGAUCUCAGCUCCUCCCGUCCACAUCCGAUACGGCUAAAGCGGAGAGUCGUCCUCAUCCCUGUCCUGUAUUUUUAGGACGACCCCGAUACACGUUUGCCGUACUCCAUUCUGAUUGUCGGUCUUCUAUAUCCGGGCUAUGAAAAGUUUCAUAUUGGACCUGUACUUUAAUUCUAAACGGUUUCUUACCUCAGUUACCUUGUUAAGAACACAUCUCCGCAUCUUCGCUUGCCUCUUACAGCAGUUUUUAAAAAAAAAAAAAAAAAAAAAAAAAAUCUUUUCUUAAAUAUCUUCGGUUACACUUUGAGGCCUCGGCUGAGCCGCUUCCUAUGAGCGGAAAGCGGUUCAGAGGGAAGCUUGGGGGACGUUUGUGAAAACGGGGACAAGAUGUUGGACGCGUUGCUCGGAGGGAGACGCGGCGAUCCGAGGCUUUGAGCAGAACGGUUUCAGAUGGGUCGUCCCACUUUGAAGGCUCGGGGAAGGUACCUUUAAUUUGGCUUACGAUUACGGCUCCGGCAAACAGCGGCGUCGCCGCAGAGAUCCGCGGUCCUCGGCCACUAAUGACGGCAGAUGAAAGAAGCGGGUCAUUAUGACUCGGGCUGAGAGCAAUCUGCCGUACGGCGGCUCAGGGACGAUCGGCGUGGCGACGGCAGCUGGAGAAGCGAUGGUUUGCGCUGCGGAAACCCAUGUGUGGAGUCUGGUGUCGACGGUGUGUGUAAAGUUGUGUGAGGAGAACGCGAGAGAUGAUGGCGAAGGAGGGAGGAAACGGAUCAACUUCUAAACCGCUUGGAGCUUCUGGUGUCAAUUGGCCUGUAGUAUCUGACACUGCUUUUGUUUCCGAACCACGAGGGGGGUGUUCUUGUAAAAUACUUUCAUGUUGUAUAUGUGGCAGUAUGGCACUUCAUAUUUCCCUUUAUAUUUUUGUAUAGAUUUUGGGGCAAUGCUUUUUUCUUGAGAAAAUAAUUUAAAAAGAAAUGUAUAUCUCUAUUAAAAAACCCUAAAAUCCAA
Scleropages formosus (Asian bonytongue) is the source of this 4297-nucleotide messenger RNA. It is a transcript of the gene rflna, whose product is annotated as refilin A. Bases 276 to 935 code for a protein of 219 amino acids. Gene Ontology annotation, molecular function: filamin binding. The transcript is spliced from 4 exons. NCBI's taxonomy places the organism in Eukaryota, Metazoa, Chordata, Actinopteri, Osteoglossiformes, Osteoglossidae. The record is from RefSeq and is a predicted model, not a curated record. Gene Ontology annotation, cellular component: actin filament bundle. Gene Ontology annotation, biological process: negative regulation of bone mineralization involved in bone maturation; actin filament bundle organization; skeletal system morphogenesis.